AUGAAUCGUGUUAUGCUUGUCUUAGUACUAUGCAUAUACUUAACUUUUGCACAAUGUUAUAAAGAUGGAACAGUCACAAUAAAAAAUAUAGAUUCAUGUAAAACACCAAGUCAAGGUAUUGGAGAUGUAGCUCUUGAACAAAGAGAUGGUGUUGAAGAUUAUAAUGGAUUUAGUUGGACACGAAUUUUAUUGAAAACAGGUUCAAAAACACCAAUACUUAAUAUUUAUGAUUCAUCAAAUGAAAGAUUUUUACUUCAAUAUGAUAAUCGUGAAAUUAUUACAACAACAGUGAAUUUCUAUCUUCAAUCUAGUAAUUGUCAAUGGGCACUUUAUAAUAAUGGUAGGUUAUUGAAUCCUUUGAAUUUUUACUUUUAUCCUGAAUUUGAAAUAUCUGACUCUAAACCAUUUAUUUUUGCUCCUCAUGGAGAAGGAACUUUUGUUAAUAAAAAUUCUAAUUAUAUCACAAUUGAAUUUGACUAUUGGGACUAUAACAAAGCACGUGUUUCAGGGAAGAUUAGAUUGUUUAUCGUUUCACGUUAUCAAUCAAAUUAUGUAGGUCAUGUUUUGACAACAACAGACUCAAAUGUAAUUAUGAGACCAAAUUAUCCAAACCAAGUUAUGUGCACAUUAAAGAAUGGAGCAAAAAGAUUUGGAUACAAUGGUGGAGAUAAGAAUGAGGUUAAAGAAGAUUGUACAUGUACAUCAGUUGAUGGAAAAUGGGAUAAAGAUGAUUGCACAGAGUUUUUACAGUAUUUCCAAGUUGUUGUUGAUUGUGAGUAUACAACAUCUAUAAAUGAACAUUAUGGAGGAUAUGCUUUCAAAGGAUGUAAAGAAAAUCAAUUACCAAUUGUUACUAUUCCUGAAUCAUCAACAGUAAUAUUAGAAGAUAUGAAAAUUAAAGAGAAUGGUGUUCAUUUUGAAGUUAGUGGAAAAUUAACUAUCAGUUUAACUAUUCCAUCAAGUUAUCCACAAAUUUUACUCAACGAAGUUGGGUCUGGAACAAUCACAGUUAGUAGUGUUACUGUAGAAAGUGAUAUUCCAUUUGACCAGUUAUUAUUUAUAAGUAACAGUGAUAGUAUUACUGCUAUUGGUUUAACAGGAUAUUGUAGUGGAGGAUCGUAUAGACGAUAUGCUAAAGAAGGUUCUAACGAAGAAGUGAUGUGUGACUGCCAUUUCAAUGAGAAUAUUUCAGGUGAUUAUUACAUUGAAGUUGAUUGUGAAAAAGAUUCUGAGUAUAGAAAUUUAAUAUUGCCUACAACACGUGAAAUUACUGCAUCUCGAACAUGGAAGUCAUUGGUAACUCAGUCAAUAUUUGACAUUUCAGGUAAAUACAAGUUAAAAGCUGGUUCAAUGACAAUAACUUGUUCAGGAACUAUUAAAACACCAGUAGAAGUUACAACACUUACAAGUAAUAAAAAGAAUGGAAUAGUGUUUUUUGGAGAAUUGACAGUAACAACAAUAAACACUGAUAUUACAAAUGACGUUGUAUUACUUUCAUCAUCAAGUAAUGUUGGUUCAUUAUCAAAAAGUUGUGAUGGAAAGAUUAAUGGGUCAAGUAGGUUCUACACUGGAACAGAUCCAAAAUGUAAUUGUGAAUAUUCUAAAAAUUCUUUCAAACAAAGAGAUUGUUAUCUGUUACCUAAAUAUCAAGAAUUAUACUUUUCUUUGGUUACUUCAAGUUAUAAAUCAAUAAGAAAAGAGUAUUAUUCAAAUAUUAUAUCUACUUCAUCAUUCUCAUUGAGUGGUUCUGAAACAUUAACUAUCCAGAGUUGUGAUUUUUCAUCAUUAAAGAGUGUCACAAUUGAAUCUUCUUUGUACUGUAAAGUAAUGAAUGUUGCAAAAACAACAAAAAUAAAAGUUUCUGCACUAAUCACAAUUGAAAUGUACAAUAUCCCAUCAGAAAAGUAUAUCAACGAUGGUGCUAUUAUCAGUGUUACUUCUCCAGAGUAUUUAUUAAUUAAAACAGUUUCUGGAAAUGUAUGUUCUGACAUUGCCUCAUCCACAAAACCAUUCAAUUCAGACACGUAUAAAGCAGUACAAGGAUGUACUUUAUUGUCAAACAACAAACUAUUAAGAUAUUGCCCUACUUCUAAUACUGAAGACACUGUCAAAUGUUCUAUGAAAGGUUCUGACUAUACAACAUCUUCUUCUUUCGACAAAGAAUAUUGUCCAUGCGAAUCAGCUAAUUGCUACAUAUAUCCAACAACAACAUCUAUUGAUUUAAAAUUAAAAUCAAUGGAAAACAACUUUGUUAUUGGAGGUACUUCUCUUACAAAAGAAAUAACUAAUCUAAAAACCAUCACCGCUUUAAUUAUUACAUCAGACUCAAAAAAUAUUAAUAUUUUAUCAACGGAAACAGCUCAUUUUCAGUCAUUAAUUGUUGAUGGAAAAAGUAAUACCAUUUCACUCGGUCAUUCAUCUAGUUUAAUUAGUAUAAAUAAAAUUAGUGUUAAUUCUGAACAUAAUCAAGUCAGUGUAUAUGCUCAAUCAAUUUCUUCAAUAUAUUCUAAAACAACAAACAUAAUUCAUAUUAUUAGCCCAAAUGAUGUUAAUGUUAAUUCUAUGACAUAUGGAACAACAACAUUCAAUUCUGUAACAAGCAAAGACAUACUUAUAUCCAAUGAAGGGUCUGAAAUUUCAUUGACUUCCGAGGCUAAAAUAAAUUCUAUUAGUACAGAUGCUGUGACUUUACAAUUCAAUUCUAAAGUGAUAAUUAACUCAAUAAACCCAACAGCAAAAGGAGUUUUAAUCAAAUUAUAUAAAAGUGAAAGUGAAAUUAAGUUAUCUACAGGAACAUACUUAUACACUGUCUAUUGUCCUUCAGCAAUAAACAUUAAAAUAGGAAUGGAAAGUAAAACCCCAAUUUCACUUGAAUCUUAUGGAACAGUUGAAUUUACAUCAUCAACAAUCACCCUUGAUACAGUUAAUUCAGGACCUUCAUCAAAUCUCAUCAUUGGAAGUGAUGUCACAACAUUCACCCUCAAUAAAAUUAUAACCAAAAAAACAUAUGGAGAGAUAUUUACAUUAUCUCCUUCAACAAAUCAACUCACUAUUAACCUUGCACCAGACUAUAGUUCUAGUAUUACUAACCCAAUGAUCUUAUUCUAUACUAGAGCUCGAAGGGUUAAUGUUGAUAAACAGUGUGAUGGAGUUGCAGUCCUUUCAGGAAGUUAUUCUGACGAAAUUACAACAUGUAAAACACUUGGGCUGUAUAACAGAGAGUGUAAACUGACUGAUUCAGGUUAUAUCUACAAUGGUUUCAUUGAUUACUCAUGUCCAUGUUCAUCUACAAAAUCAAAUUGUGAAAUAUCAUUAUUUUCAUCUCAUUCUACUUACCAAUAUCCUACUGGACUCCAACCAACCACAUUAAUACUAGAAAGUGACACAGCACUAACAUCAAUAAACAACGUUAUGUUUAUUCUUCAAACAAAUUUAUAUUCAUUAACACUCUCAGGAAAUAAUUCAGUAGUUUCAAUAAGUUCUUCUGAUAUUUCUUCUAUUCUAUUAACAGUUACUUCAUUAGAGAAUGGAUUUAUUCUUCAUUCACAAAUAAAGUCAAUGACAAUUAAUACAAAAGCAUUAUUGAAAUCAACAAGUAAGAGUUAUGAGUUACUUUUAGGAGAAACUACUUCAUUAUGUGAUUAUUAUUUAUUCAAAGAAGGAUAUGCCCUUUGUCAGAAAUGUAAAGAAGGAUAUAUUCUUAUUAACAACGCUUGCUAUAUAUCUACAGAUAUUCAACAUUGUACAAAUUAUGUUAAAACAACAUCUGAAAUAAAAUGUCGAGAAUGUUCAUAUGGUUAUUAUUGGAAGGAUGGAAGUUGUUCUAAAUGUUCUGAAAGUAAUUGUAUUGUUUGUAAAGAUAAUGAUGGUACAUGCAUUGAAUGUACCGAAGGAUAUAAGCUAAUAAAUGGUGUGUGCACUGCUGUCACUCCUGAAAUUACAAGCUGCCUUUAUUUCAAAGAAUAUUGUUAUAAAUGUUCUAAUUCUCUAUCAGUGUUAUUUGGGUCUGCUAAUUAUUGUGGGGGAUGUGACAGUAAAUGUUCAAAUUGUAAAGUUACUACUGACCAAUGUAUUACAUGUAACAUAAAUAAAAAAUAUAUGUCAGUAUCAGGAGAGUGUUCUCUCAUUCAGACAGCCGAUUUAGUUUCUAAUAACAACAUUAUUUCAUGUAAAUCUAACUAUUAUUUAACUUCUGGAGAAUGUGUGUCUUGUUCAAAGAAAUUUAAAGAUUGCAGUAUAUGCACUGAAAAAACAUGCAUUACUUGCUCUUCUCCCAAUGCAUAUAUUACUAAAGAUGGAUCAUGUGAAGUAGAUCAGAAUUGUAAAAUAUAUGAAAAUAACCAAUGUUCUGUUUGUAAAGAUGGAUAUUUCAAAACAUCAGAAGGAGUUUGCUCUAGCUGUACAACUGGUUGUAAUAAAUGUAAAGAUUCUAGUCUUUGUCUUGAAUGUAGUGACUCAUAUUAUCUAACAACCAUGGGAAAAUGUGUAGCCAAUGAAUUACCAAAUUGUGAACUUAGUUCCAAAAAAGGAUGUACUCGUUGUUUUGAUCACUUUUAUCUUGACUCAAAUGGAAAUUGUCAAGAAUGCAAUAAAACAUGUCUAACAUGUUUUAAAAAUGCCUCUUUUUGUACUUCAUGCCAAUCAGACUAUUACUUGGAUCAAAAUACAUGUAUUACUGAUAAUGGUAAAUCUGGUAAAUGCUCACACAUAUUACCAGGAGGUAAAUGUGCUAUUUGCAAAGUUGGUUAUUAUAACUUAAAUAGUGAUUGCUAUGAAUGUUCAGAAAACUGUACCACAUGUCAGCGAGAUGCUAAUAGUUGUAUUGAAUGUGGAGAAAAUUAUUAUCAUUCAUCAUCACAAAAUAAAUGUUUAUCACAAGAUGACCUUGUUUAUUGUAUUUCAAAAAAUUCAUGGGGUUGUUCUAAAUGUCUUGACGGAACAUACAUGUACAAUGGUGAGUGUUAUUUAUGUUCAGAUAAUUGUAUGAAUUGUAUAUGGUCAAAUAUUUGUAGCUCUUGUGACUAUGGGAAAGUAUUGAGAAAUGGAAAGUGUAUACCAUUAGAAGCUGUUGUUAAUUGUAUAGAAACAUCAAAUGGUAAAUGCUCUAAAUGUUCAUUAAAUUAUAAACCAACCGAACUUGGAGAUUAUUGUGAAUUUCACUUAAAUGUUUUAAUUGUUAUUCUUCCAAUUAUUGGAUUUAUUAUUAUUUUAAUUGUCAUUCUUUGUAUGGCUAUUAUUCUCAUUAAUUCUAUUACUAGAUACACUGCAAAUAAACAACGAGAAAAAGAAUUUACUUCAUUCAAAAUGUCUAGUUCAUCAAUUCAUUUUGUUCCAUUAUCAAAUGGAAGCUGUUUGACAACAAGUAUGAGCGAAAUAAACUUUACUGAAAAUAAUGUAAUUCCUGUAGGACAAGAAACUAAAACAUUAUUAUGUAUUGGAAAUACAAAUAAAGCUAUAAUGAAAGUACAAAUUACUAAUAAAACUGAUUGUGAAAGUAAAUAUGGAAUAAGAAGUGAGCCACAACUUGCUUUUAUAAAACCAGGAAAUGCAGUAGAGUUUAAUUUAUUUGUCAAGCCAUAUUGUACUUGUAAAGUUGAUGAUCCUAUUCUUAUUGUUUCUUCAGAUGUUAAAAAGAGUAAAGAAAAAACGUAUCAACUUCAUGUAAUAUUUGAAACAGAACUAUCAACACGGCUUGACCCAGAUGAUAUUAAAGAAGAAAAGAAAAUAGGAGAAGGAACAUUUGGAAUAGUAUAUCUUGGAAUAUUCAGAGGAAAUAAAGUAGCAAUUAAAAAAAUGAAACAGAUUGAUAAAAAUGAAAAUAAAAUGACAGAAUUUGAGAAAGAAGUGAUGAUGUUAGAUAAGUUUAGAAGUGACUAUAUCAUUCAUUUUUAUGGAGCAGUAUUUAUUCCUAAUAAAAUAUGUAUGGUAACAGAAUAUGCAGAAUAUGGGUCACUACAAGAUGUGUUAAUUAAAAAAACUGAAAAUGAAAUACCAAUGAGUCUAAGAUUGAAAUUUAUGAUAGAUUCUGCAAAAGGAAUUGAGUACCUUCAUUCAAAUGGAAUAUUACAUCGAGAUAUUAAACCAGAUAAUAUUCUUAUUGUAUCACUUGAUAAUGGUAUUGAAGUUAAUUGUAAAUUAACAGACUUUGGAGCAUCCAGAAAUAUUAAUAUGAUGAUGACAAAUAUGACAUUUACCAAAGGAAUAGGAUCACCAAAAUAUAUGGCACCUGAAGUAUUAAAUCGAGAACAUUAUAAAAUGCCAUCAGACAUAUACUCUUUUGCAGUCACAAUGUUACAAUGUUUUACAUGGGAAGAUCCAUUUCCUAAAACACAAUUCAAAUUUGCUUGGGACAUAGCUGAUUUAGUAGCUAAUGGAAAAAGAACAAAUCAAAUUGAAAGAGUAACAAAUCCACAAAUUAAAAACUUGAUUGUUAGAAGUUGGGAACAAGAUACAAGAAAAAGACUUAAUAUUAAUGAUAUUUUAAGUGGAUUAAAAACUAUAGACAUUGCAAAUUAA
Molecule: messenger RNA, 6516 nt
Organism: Entamoeba histolytica HM-1:IMSS
Lineage: Eukaryota; Evosea; Mastigamoebida; Endamoebidae
Product: tyrosine kinase, putative
Exons: 1
Coding region: 1-6516 (2171 amino acids)
Biological process (GO): protein phosphorylation
Molecular function (GO): ATP binding; protein kinase activity
Source: RefSeq, a predicted model, not a curated record